Carya illinoinensis is the source of this 2556-nucleotide messenger RNA. RefSeq lists its product as uncharacterized. Gene Ontology annotation, molecular function: nucleic acid binding; RNA-DNA hybrid ribonuclease activity. The record is from RefSeq and is a predicted model, not a curated record. The coding region runs from base 1 to 2556 and encodes 851 amino acids. Lineage: Eukaryota; Viridiplantae; Streptophyta; Magnoliopsida; Fagales; Juglandaceae. The transcript is spliced from 4 exons.
AUGAAUCCAUUGGGUUCACCUGGCCCAGAUGGCUUUCCAGCAAUCUUCUUCCAAAGUCACUGGCUCAUGGUUGGCAAUGAUGUAAUAGCUGCAGUACUAGAGCACCUGAACACAAAAUCUGGUUUUCAAGCUAUCAAUCACACCUUCAUAACCCUUAUUCCAAAGAAGAACUCCCCUCUGAAGAUCAUAGCUAAGGUCCUUGCAAACAGAUUAAAGUCCAUCUUGCCAAAACUAAUCUCAGACAACCAAAGUGCUUUUAUUCUAGGAAGAAUGAUCUCAGACAACACUAUAGUGGCUUAUGAACUCCUGCACUCAAUGCAAAAUAGAAGGAAGAAUCACAAAGAAGCUUACAUGGCCCUCAAGCUUGAUAUUAGCAAGGCCUAUGACAGACUAGAGUGGUGCUUCAUUCAUCAAGUGCUUCAGCAGAUGGGCUUUGAUAGAGAGUGGACUGAUCUGAUCAUGCAGUGUAUAGGAACAGUGACUUACUCAAUCCUUGUCAAUGGCAUCCCUCAACCAACCUUCAAACCUUCAAGAGGAAUUCACCAAGGAGACCCCCUUUCCCCAUACUUAUUCAUUUUGUGCUCAAAAGUCCUCUGCUUGGCACUGAACUUGGCUGAACAACAGGGCUCAAUUUCGGGUUUCCCUCUAUUUAAAGGCUCUUUAACAGUCAAUCACUUAUUUUUUGCAGACAAUAGUCUUGUCUUCUACAAGGCACAUCAACAGGAGUGGACCAAUCUUCAACUCAUCCUCAAUUCUUAUACAGCAAGCUCUAGUCAGAGACUCAACUUGGAUAAAUCCUCAAUUUAUUUAAGCAAGAAUACAAGCCAAGUAGCCCAAAAUUCCAUACUGAACUUGGCUGGGAGAAAAGCAUCGGGCCCUUUUGAAAAGUACUUGGGACUACCUUCUUAUGUGGGCAAGAAUAAGGGCAGAGCUUUCACUCCCAUCCUGGACAGAGUCAAAGCUCAAAUGAGCAGUUGGAAAACAAACCUUUUGUCCUCAGCCGGGAAAGAAGUCUUGCUGAAGUCAAAACCAGAGUCUAAAAUGCACUCGCUUAGUUGGAAAGGCAUUGGUAAGGGCAAGCAAGAAGGGGGUCUGGGAUUCAGAGAUUUUGAAUACUUCAAUAAAGCCAUGCUAGCCAAGCAAGGGUGGAGGCUCCUCAUCAACACCCAAUCUCUAGCUUCCCGAGUUCUUAAAGCCAAAUACUUUCCCUCAAGUGAUUUUCUGUCUGCAAGAGUCAGAAGGGUUGAUUCUUUUGUGUGGAAAAGUAUAACAACACCUAGACCACUGUUAGCUGGAGGCCUCCAUUGGAAGAUAGGAAAUGGCAACUCAGUGAGAAUUUGGUCAGACUGUUGGUUGCCCACCCCUACUUCUUUCAAAGUUCAGUCCCCUCCCAAGACUCUCAACAUAGAUGCUACAGUGAACUUACUAAUAGAUCAAGAUACUCUUUCCUGGAAUCUACCUCUCAUACAGAGUAUUUUCUUUCCUAAGGAGGCAGCAAUUAUAUCCAAGUUACAUGUUAGUCCUUGCAAUAACAAUGAUAGACUUUCUUGGAGGUGCACCACAAACGGCAUGUUUUCAGUGAAAUCAGCUUACCACCUCCAAGUUUCUAUAAAUGACAGCAAGAGUAGGCAAGGCUCUCGACUUUCUAACCACGGGGUUCUUUGGAAACUAUUAUGGAAGCUUAAAGUGCCAAACAAAGUCAAAAUGUUCCUAUGGAGGGCAGCUAAGGACAUCCUUCCCACUAGAGCCAAUUUGUAUAGAAGGAAGAUCAUUGAAUCUCCUCUAUGCCCUAUCUGUCACUCCUUUCCAGAGACCACAGCUCAUGUACUUUGGUCAUGCAGAGCAGCUCAGGAUGUUUGGAGCCAUAGCUCGAAAAGACUUCAAAAGUGCAGGACAGAGGAACAACCUUUCCAUGAAUUGCUCACAGACCACCUCUCCCUACUCCCUACUAAGGAACAUGUUGAACUAGUUCUCACAGCCACUGAGUUGUGGCAUAGGAGGAACAAAUUCAUUUUCGAGUCUAGCUUCACCUGCCCUUUACAGAUCUCAAAGAUAGUCUCCACAAUGAAGAGUGAACUGGAGGAGCUUAAUAGUCAACCACAGGAGCAAUCCCUCUCAACCCGUGAUUCAGCUAUUGACAGAGUGAACUGCAGGGUGGGAAUUGGAGUGGCCGUCAGAGAUUGGGAUGGUCUUGUUACAACCACCCUUAGAAGUCCCAGAAACUCCUUCCCGGAUCCUCUUCUGGGAGAAGCCUUAGCCGCCCUGCGAGCUAUACAGCUUGGUCUCGAGAUUGGUCUCCACAAUGUCAUAUUUGAAGGUGACUCAAAACUGCUGGUUAACGGGAUCACCAAUUCAGCUAACGAUUGGAGUACUGCUGGCCUGAUCUUUCUUGACAUAAAGAAACUCUUAGCUUCUUACCGAACCUGGUCAUUUCGACAUGUACCUAGGCAAGUAAAUGCAGUGGCACAUAGCCUAGCUAAGAGCUCUUUAGAUCUUAGUAAGGAGUCUGUUCUUGUAGUGGAUUACCCUCAAUGCAUUUGUAACCUUUUACGUUGA